Molecule: messenger RNA, 2388 nt
Organism: Saccoglossus kowalevskii
Lineage: Eukaryota; Metazoa; Hemichordata; Enteropneusta; Harrimaniidae
Source: RefSeq, a predicted model, not a curated record
GUUCGGAUGACUCCCUUUAGGCCACUCUGAAAUUGACGAUUCGUUUAUUGUGCGAGUUGCUAUCAGGCCUAACAACUCACGACAGACUGCGUAUACACACGGUAUGCCCUUAUGAAUUCUACGUGAUAAAAUGUGUUGAUACACCACAGUCUAUAGACGUUGAUCGUGUCUCGACGGGCAACCAUCGGACCAGCUACCAAAUUAAGAGGAAUUAUGGACGUUCAGUAUUAAAGUGUGAGUUUACUACAAGACAUCGUGUCAAUACAUUGUACAUUCGUGAACACGUUUGUUGACAAUUCUAUCAAAUUUCAGGAAAAGGGAUUAGAACGUGAUACGAGCGUGUCGUCAUGGCAACUAUUUUUGCUGACAUGGAGCGGUUCAAACAGGAGGAGGACUCAAGUAGCAUCUCGUUAAGAGCGAUUCUGGGUGAUAAAAAUUUAGCUGAUUUCACAGAUGACGAUGACGAUGCGGAUUUCCAGCUGUGGAAGGAUGGAGGAUCUUUAUUUACAGAAUCAAAAAACAGGAAACCACAGCGAAGAUUGAAAAGUCUGAAAGGCGGCGUUGGUAUAAAUGGAUACUUUCAUAAACAUCCACCGGCUCAGUAUACCUUUAUCGGGCGAGCGCCAACGGAAGGAAAUUACCACGCCAAGAGCCUAAUCAAAAUUCCCGAGCCGGGGUUUGACAGACCAACCAGAGGUUUGAGUUGUGGUGAGGCACUGAUGACAAAACCCUCCUACCACUGGGAGUCUUCCAGAGCAAACAAAUCUCUGUUCAUUCCACGAAACAGUUUUACGUCACCUCGCCUUUCGCCUCGGAAGUCGUCUCGCAGAGCUGGCUUUCCCGAGAGUAGGCUCAAUGCCAGUACCACAACUAUGACGCCAAGAAUAUCCCUCCGAACAGAGAAAUCAUCAACUUUUGCCAUCGAUAACAGAAGUUUAGAGAGUCGAGAACACACCGCUUCCCAUUUCAAAGUGCCAAGAACUACUCCUGUGACGGGCCUCACGCCAAUAAGCAUUACUUUAGAUCUCAAAAUGUUACGGAAAGACAGUUUCGGGGACGAAUCACCCCCACCCCUCAAUUAUCGAUGCCGUGAUAUCAACUUCGGUGCAUGUGACCGCCUUCCUUAUAAUAGAACUAUAUUACAAGUCCAUGCUCUAGAAGAAAUUACAACAAAUGUUGGCAUGUUAUCGAAUUACGUCAGGGGUUGUCAUCCCGAUAUUGACUUUUAUCUCUGCGCCGUGGCUAUCCCAGAAUGCUCAUCACCGGAAGGCCACAGUCCUCGCCCGUUUUGUCACGCGUUCUGUCUAGAGAUUCUUGAAGGUUGUGAGGAUGCAAUGACUCAGAUUGGUAUAUCCAUCAACUGUAGUGUGUCGUCGCAAGAUCAUCACGUCACGAACAAGUGUAUACAACCAAACAAUUCGACCACAGCAUUAUAUAGCAGUAGGUGUAACGACAAUGAGUUUAUGUGUGGUAAUGGCAGGUGUGUUCUCAUGGCUGAUGUUUGUAAUCACAAUAACGACUGCGGCGAUUCGUCGGAUGAAACAAAUUGCUAUUACCCGUCAUGCCAUCGCAUAGAACUGGACGUUUGCAAUGUACUGCCUUAUAAUUCGACGAUAUUACCUGCUAGUAGUGUCAAAGGUCUGGAUCAAACAUUUACGUUUGUUUUCAAAUUCGCGGGAAAUUGCAAUCAACAUUUCAAAUUCGUUAUCUGCGCCAUGACUUUACCAGAAUGCCCGGCUGCUGAAUCUCUUGUAUCCCGACCAGUCUGCCGGCCAUUAUGCAAAGAGGUGCUGGAGGAUUGUGGGUAUAUUUUGGAACAAUUACAUAUUCAGAUAAACUGCAGCAUGACGCCAAAGGUUCCAGAUAACCAGGGCUGCAUAGAACCAGACGACAUAAGUCAUGAUAUAGAUUCGAUGUGUCAACCAAUUACAGUGGAAGCAUGCAACAUAUUGCCAUAUAACCAAACUCUGUUCAUUCCGAACAACGUGACUGCGAAUGUGACUGAAUAUAUCGAAUCUGUCAGGGGUUGCCAUGAACAUGUGGAUUUGUUUCUUUGCGUGCUGGCGUUUCCAGAGUGCCCGGUGUCGGGUGUUAUGCCUCGUCCGGUUUGCCCAUCAUUGUGUGAAGAAAUCCGCGCUAGUUGUGCUGGUACACUACCUGCCAUAGGUGUGAAUGAUAGCUGUGGUAUCUCACAAAGGGGUACUGAUGUCAAUGAGGAUCGCUGCAUCGGUUGAGGCGCAUAACGUGUCCGAGACUUUUAGUGAAACGACAUGCAGAAAAACGUUCGGACAAAUCUGUAAUUGCUUUGAAAAUAUGUUGAAAAGGAAUUAUUGUAUUAAAAAAUAGAGAAAGCUGCGAGGACCGAUAAUAAAAAUACAUGUAUAUAAA